AUGCAGCUUCCCCGUGACGUAAUAUUCCCCGUGCCGUGGUGCAGCUUCCCGUGCCGUAAUGCAGCUUCCCCGUGCCGUAAUGUAGCUUCCCCGUGUCGUAAUGUAGCUUCCCCGUGCCGUAAUGUAGCUACCCCGUGCCGUUAUGUAGCUUUCCCGUGCCACACUUUAUCAUACUCUUCCUCUUCCUUCUCUUAUCUUCUUUGUUUGUUUGUUUUUUCUUUCUUUCUUACUUUCUUUCUUUCUUUCUUUCUUUCUUUCUUUCUUUCUUUCUUUCUUUUGUCUUCCCAUUUCUCUUCUUUCUCUUCUCGUCGCCUUUCUCUUUCCUUUUCGCUUCUUUUCUCUUCCACUUUCUCUCCUCUUCCCAUUUCUCUUCUCUUCUGUUUUCCGUUUUCUUCCCUCCCACUUUCUCUUUUAUUCUUCUUUCUAUUCUUUUCCUCUUUCUCUUCUCUUGUCCUUUCUCUCCUCCUUUCUCUUCUCUUCCCUUUCUUUCUCUUCUCUUCAUUUCUCUUCUUUUCUUUUCCGCUUUCUCUUCUCUUUCCCUUUCCCCUCUCUUCUCUUCCCUUUCUCUUUUCUUCUCUUUCCCUUUCUCUUUUCUUCCUCUUUUUCUUCUCUUCCUAUUACUCUUCUCUCCCCCUUUCUCUUCUCUUUUUCUUUCUCUUCUCUUCAUUUCUCUUCUUUUCUUUUCCGCUUUCUCUUCUCUUUCCCUUUCCCCUCUCUUCUCUUCCCUUUCUCUUUUCUUCUCUUUCCCUUUCUCUUUUCUUCCUCUUUUUCUUCUCUUCCUAUUACUCUUCUCUCCCCCUUUCUUUUCUCUUUUUCUUUCUCUUCUCUUCAUUUCUCUUCUUUUCUUUUCCGCUUUCUCUUCUCUUCCCCUUUCUCUUUUCUUCUCUUUCCCUUUCUCUUCUUCUUUUUCUUUUCUUCCUAUUACUCUUCUCACCCCCUAUCUCUUCUCUUUUUUUCUCUUCUCUCCCCCUUUCUCUUCUCUUUUUCUUUCUCUUCUCUCCCCCUUUCUCUUCUCUUUUUCUUUCUCUUCUCUCCCCCUUUCUCUUCUCUUUUUCUUUCUCUCCCCCUUUCUCUUCUCUUCAUUUCUCUUCUUUUCUUUUCCGCUUUCUCUUCUCUUUCCCUUUCCCCUCUCUUCUCUUCCCCUUUCUCUUUUCUUCUCUUUCCCUUUCUCUUCUCUUCUUCUUUUUCUUUUCUUCCUAUUACUCUUCUCACCCCCUAUCUCUUCUCUUUUUCUUUCUCUUCUCUCCCCCUUUCUCUUCUCUUUUUCUUUCUCUUCUCUCCCCCUUUCUCUUCUCAUUCCCUUUCUUUCCCUAUUUCUUCUCUUUUCCUCUUUUUUCUCUUAAUCAAGACUGCGUUCAAUAA
Molecule: messenger RNA, 1362 nt
Organism: Acanthosepion pharaonis
Lineage: Eukaryota; Metazoa; Mollusca; Cephalopoda; Sepiida; Sepiidae
Source: the annotation of a GenBank genome assembly